This is a messenger RNA of Hyposmocoma kahamanoa, 692 nucleotides long. RefSeq lists its product as uncharacterized. The annotation marks the transcript as partial. The record is from RefSeq and is a predicted model, not a curated record. Lineage: Eukaryota; Metazoa; Arthropoda; Insecta; Lepidoptera; Cosmopterigidae. The transcript has 4 exons.
AAAAAGGACAGCAAGGAUGAACGACGUCCUGUAUACAGAGCUGAGAGCAGAGUCCACAUAGAGCCAGUAAAGCCGUUAAGCCCUAUUGUAAAACAUGAUAUGUUGGCCGAUCAACCAGCGCCCGCGGGAACUACUGAAAUUAACAGAGUUGAUACUCUAACAAUUCCCAAUUAUGGAUUCGUGGCUGCGCCAGCUGAAGUCGCAUACCCCGAUGUCCCUUAUGCACCUGGCUAUGGCUAUGAUUCCGGAUAUGGAACUUCUAACAACUAUGACGUGUAUGCAAAUGGUCCGAAUAGUUAUUUGAUGGAGCCUGACACAUCUGCCUUCAGUUUACUCUGGAGCCAAGUUCCUGAUUCUAGAACAAUGGUCAGCUACGUCGGCAGGACCUUCGUAUGGAUGUUCAACAGUAUCUUCACUUUGCUUAUCGGUUCAUUGCUCACUGUUGGAGUCUGUUCUUACACCAAUCUCUGCUCUAUCACUUUCCAUGGUGUCGGGCCCAUCCAUGAAGAGAUGAGAUCCCUUAUGAGUCCUGAACGUUUGGAGAAAAUCAGCCAUGCCGCAGAUUUCGUUAAGACUGCAAUAAAUAAGUACCAGAAAAUCCAGAAAGUCACCGACCGCAAUGGUCAGAGAAAACGGCGUGCUGCUUUCUAUAGAAAAUAUUAAUUUAUAAUUUGUGUCCUAAAAAGUUCAAA